CAAAAUCUAGACACAGAAAAACUAGUAGUUUUUGUUGUUGCUACUACGGGCCAAGGAGACCCUCCUAAUAACAUGAGACAGUUUUGGAGACUUCUACUACGAAAAAGUCUUCCAGCGAUGCUGCUCUCUAAUAUAAACAAAAAAAUUAAACAAGCGGUUGAUGCAACUAGGUGCAAAGGAAUUGCUGCCUAUCGGAUUGGCAGAUGAUCAGCAUGAUUUAGGAAUAGAUGCUGUUAUCGAUCCUUGGCAAGAAGAGUUAUGGAAGAAGAUUUCAGACGCAUUUAAUGUUUCUGCAACAGAUAUGGUCAAUGAUCAAGAUAAAAUAAUUGAAAGAUUUGAUGUCUCUGAGAUAAAUUCAAAUUUUUUAAGAGAUUCGUACUGCUUAGACAAUGAUAUCUACAUGAAAGAAUUACUUGUGAACAAUGAAAUGAAAAUUGGUACAGUAAUUGAAAACACAAGAACUACUACAGAAGAUCAUUUUCAGGAUGUCAGAUUAAUUAAAUUUAAAUCAACUAAUAUCGAUUAUCAACCUGGAGACAUAAUGUAUGUUAGACCAAAGAAUUCGAAGGAGCAAGUUGAAAAAUUCUUUAAUAUAUUGAAUAGUAACAAUGUACAAUUACAUCCAGACAUAAAGAUUCAAGUAUCAGAGAAAGAAGUCAAAGUGCCUACCGUUUUAAAACAAAUUUUGACUUUACAACAGAUUGUAGAACAAUACUGGGAUUUAAAUUUCAAACCCCGGAGAUCUACAAUGCAAGUACUGUCCUUUAUUAGCGAAAAUGAACUAGAGAAGGAAAAGUUUCAUGAAUUUACAACUUCGAGUGGUCAAGAAGAACUAUAUGAUUACAUUAAUAGACCGAGAAGAAAUAUUUUAGAAUUACUAGCAGACUUUCCUCAUACAACUAGUAAAUUAAAUAUAAAAUUACUAUUUGAAAUUAUGUCUCCCAUAAAACCUCGCGCUUUUAGCAUAGCUUCGAGUUUAAGGGUUACAGAAGAUGAGAUUCAUCUGUUAGUGGCUGUAGUAAAGUACAAAACGAAACUGUUAGAACCAAGGUACGGUUUGUGCUCAAACUGGCUGGGAAGAUUAACAGAGGGAGACAAAAUAAUAUUUUGGAUACAAAAGGGAACAUUUAAAUUUGCAUACGACAAACCGAUGAUACUUAUUGGUCCUGGCACAGGUGUUGCACCAUUUCGAUCUGUACUAUUGGACAAGUCUGCAAUGCAUAGUGAUUUAAGUAAUUGUGUUCUAUUUUUUGGCUGUAGAAACAGAGAAAAAGAUUAUCAUUGUAAACAUGAUUUUCAGUACUUAAAAGAAAAAAUGCAUUUAAAUUUAUUCUGUGCAUUUUCAAGGGAUCAAGAUCGUAAAAUAUACGUACAACACGUUAUACGUGAUCAAAAGCAACUAUGUUGGAAUUUUUUUUGCAAAAAUGGUAACGUUUACCUAGCGGGUAAUUCCAAAAAUAUGCCAGAUUGUGUUCGCGAAGAAUUCGUCAAUUUAGUCAAGGAAGUUUCAGAGCUAACCGAAGAAGAAGCAGAAAGUUUUAUUAAACGGUUAGAAAACGAAAAUCGAUAUCAGGUUGAAACAUGGGGUUAAUAAAAAUCUUGUAAAUAAUUAUGUAAUUAAGUCGCUCCUUUAUUAAAAGAUCCGUGUAAUAUCUAUGCAUUCUCUAUCGCGGCACUUCUCAACAUUGAUUACUCCGUUCACCCUCUUUACUGAUAUCAAAGUAUCAUUCCCCCACCGAAAGAAAGUUACGAUUACAAAUGGAACAUUUCCACGAAUAAACGAGUGAAAUAUUUUUCUUAAACGUUUGUUUAAUUUCAAUGUUAAAUUUAGUUGACGACCAGUCGUACAAUUUAGAGAUAGAUUGACGUUAAAUUAAUGUCAGCGAUGAAACUAUAAACAUAAUUGAAAAUAUUGCAACAUCCCUACAACAUUGCAGCAGAAACAGGAUACGCCGUAUAGAUAGCGUACUGUAAUUGGUAAUUAAAAGUCGUUUAACUGAUGUCAUCGUGUCGCAAGAAUUCAACUAUAGACGGUCGACGUUUUAUACGCACCGAUCGUGCAAUGAAAACCUGUUUAAUCGCAUUGAAUAAGGAGCUCUCUAUUCGCUGAAACAAUUGCUCUAUUAUAUAAAUAGCAUUGGCCGCAUUCGUCACGCGAGAUUUUUCUUUUUCUGCAAUUUGAAUAUGAUAGGCGCGCGCGGUCGUUCGUAACGUUAACGUCACCUCGGUUCAGUUCGUGAAUCUUCGCGCAGCGUGGAGUUAAAUCUUCAAACUCUAACCCUGUCUUAUCUCAUAACCUAAAAAAAAACAAGCGGAAACAUGGUACGUCGUGCACGUUGGGGAACAGUUCUAUUCAUAACUCAACGUCUCAACCAUCGGAUCAUGCAGUGAUACUAUAAAAGGUUCUUGCAAAGCCUUUUUUUGCGAACGAAAGUAUCGAAGUAUAGUACCCGGGAGGACUCCACAAAUGUCGAUUAAAUAACCAUCGUUGCCAACUAUUUCUCCAACGCCGUUCGAAUCACCACGAACACGUCCGUCCACCCGAUAAAAGAGAGAACGAAACUGCGAUUAUAAAUACUUAUCGUCUGAGAAUCGUCACGUGAAAUGCAUUAACCUUUAUUACACGGCCUUUGACACGAUCCAAGUUUAAAAACUUUGCGGAAAAAUGGCGGGCAGUUACACGAAGAAGGAAUUCGGCGUGGGUAGCGAGGAACAGACUUUAUUGAAAGAUUCGAAUGGGACCCGCAUCGUGCCCGCGAAAGGUAUACGAUAUUUCCCAUCUCUGUCGCUUUCUCGAGCCUUCAUCCUUUUAGCUUCUGGUAAUUUCAAAUAACGGGGUCUCUACCCUUCUUGGAACUGUCUUUUACUCUUCUUUCUUUUUUUUUUUUAUUUGUUUUCACUGCAACUACUCGGCCAAACCGGUCCCUUGGUAGAGAACAUUCAACACGGUACACCUUGGAUGGCAUACUCCAACCAUUUCAGAGUGUAACGUCGAUUUUUGUUUGAUCCAGAGCUUUUCUGGUAAAGACCAGUCUCGAUUUGACGUUUUCUAUGUAAUGUUAAGUACUACUUAUGAUAAUGUGAAUUAUUAUGAAAAUCAAAAAAAAAAGAAGGUCCUUUUUAAAAUUCAUUGAGUGGUAUGUUUUUUUAAGAAUUAAUCGCACGAAUCUGGAGUACUUUGCAUUGAAGUACGUAUCUACACUUAAGAGUAUAUAUCUCUAUUAAAAAAUCCAAUUAUAUAGAUUACAAAGAGGUUGUAAAGAUAAAGAAAUAGAUAGCAAAAGAAGAUAAAUGUAAGACCAUGCUCCUUACUGCUACUUUUUGGCAUAAUGUGAAUUCAAACAAGUAAAACAAUGUAAAUGCAAUUAUAUGCUAAAAAUGAUUUAUUGAAAUUGUCUUUUUUUUUUUAAUAAAAUAAAAAGAAAUGAAAAUGAUUUUACAGAGUAUUUCAUAUGUCUUCGUACAAAUUUUUCUCAUAAAAAAUACUUUCAUUACAUUUUUUUAAAACAUAUGAGAAAGACACAGAGGAAAAAUAUUUAACAUUUUAGCCACAAAAUAUUCUUGCAAAAUUUGUAUGAAAACCUGCGGGACAUUCUGUGUAUGCACUAGUAUUGUGUUUCACUUGCAAAGUUAGUUUUUUGCUGACACAAAGUAAGCAAGAUGUUAGGAUAUAUAUGUGUUGUAUGGUAAGCUAAAGCAUGACUAUUAUAUUACAGUUUAAAAAGGAACUUUAAUGAAGCAAAAGAUAGCAGAAAAUUAUUAUUUUUUAUAAUUUCGCAAUACUUGGUAUUGAUAUGUUAUGUUACAUGCUUACAGCAUACACAUUAUACAGGAGUACAAUUUAGACAGCAAUGAAGUACAAGUAGAAUAAACU
Messenger RNA from Hylaeus volcanicus, 3874 nucleotides. It is a transcript of the gene Ent2, whose product is annotated as NADPH-dependent diflavin oxidoreductase 1. The record is from RefSeq and is a predicted model, not a curated record. Gene Ontology annotation, cellular component: cytosol; plasma membrane. NCBI's taxonomy places the organism in Eukaryota, Metazoa, Arthropoda, Insecta, Hymenoptera, Colletidae. The transcript is spliced from 3 exons. Gene Ontology annotation, biological process: nucleoside transmembrane transport. Bases 161 to 1591 code for a protein of 476 amino acids. Gene Ontology annotation, molecular function: FMN binding; flavin adenine dinucleotide binding; NADPH-hemoprotein reductase activity.